GAGCCGAGAGGAGCCGAAAGAAGCCGAGCCCCGAGCCGCCAUAGCGUUGCGUUGGUUCCCGGAGCCGAGCGGUAGCGAGGAAGGUUAUCGACAUGCUGCGAUUGCCUGUCUUUCACAGGACACUAGCAGGCAUCUCCCAAUCUGCCAAAGGUUGCCUGGGAGCGAAUAACAAUGUUCGCACAACCGCUACAGCAGCUAGCAACUUGGUUGAAGUGUUUGUGGAUGGGAAGUCAUUUAUGGUAGAGCCUGGAACCACUGUACUGCAGGCCUGUGAGAAAGCUGGUUUCCAAAUCCCUCGUUUUUGUUAUCAUGAUAGGCUCUCCAUCGCUGGGAAUUGCAGAAUGUGCCUGGUGGAAAUUGAGAGAGCUCCCAAGCCUGUGGCUGCCUGUGCCAUGCCAGUGAUGAAGGGGUGGAAUAUCCUAACAAAUUCAGAGAAAAGCAGGAAAGCCAGGGAGGGUGUGAUGGAGUUUCUGCUGGCCAAUCACCCAUUGGACUGUCCAAUCUGUGACCAAGGAGGAGAGUGUGAUCUCCAGGAUCAGUCGAUGAUGUUCGGCACCGACAGAAGCAGGUUUAACGAGAGCAAGAGAGCCGUGGAGGACAAGAACAUUGGGCCACUCGUGAAAACAAUAAUGACCAGGUGUAUCCACUGUACCCGCUGCAUCAGAUUUGCCAGUGAGGUGGCAGGUGUGGACGACUUGGGUACAACUGGAAGAGGGAAUGAGAUGCAAGUUGGCACGUAUAUCGAGAAGAUGUUCAUGUCCGAAAUGUCAGCGAAUAUCAUCGAUCUUUGCCCUGUUGGGGCUUUGACAUCCAAGCCUUAUGCUUUCACCUCCAGGCCCUGGGAGACAAGGAAAACCGAGUCCAUUGAUGUGAUGGAUGCUAUUGGAAGUAACGUUGUUGUGAGUACACGGACCGGGGAGGUGAUGAGAAUCCUGCCUCGUCUGAAUGAGGAUGUGAAUGAAGAAUGGAUCUCUGAUAAAACCAGGUUUUCGUACGAUGGCCUGAAACGUCAACGCUUGACUGUGCCCAUGGUCAGGAAUUCUGAGGGGCAACUGGUCCCUACGUCCUGGGAGGAGGCAUUCAUCCAAAUUGCUGGAGUGCUUCAGGGAGUGCAGAGCAAAGAUGUGGCUGCUAUUGCUGGAGGAAUGGCUGAUGCUGAAGCUCUUGUGGCCCUGAAGGAUUUGAUGAACAGAUUAAACAGCGAUUCCCUCUGUACCGAGGAGAUCUUCCCCAUGGCUGGAGCCGGCACGGAUUUACGCUCUAACUACCUGCUGAACACCAAGAUCGCUGGCGUGGAGGAGGCCGAUGUUCUGUUGCUGGUUGGCACCAACCCACGUUUUGAAGCCCCGCUUUUCAACGUUCGAAUCCGAAAGAGCUGGUUGCACAAUGACCUCCGAGUGGCUUUAGUUGGGGCAAAUGUGGAUUUGACUUACACAUAUGAUCAUCUUGGAGAUUCCCCACAGGUGCUGCAGGAGAUUGCCUCAGGAAAUCAUCCGUUCAGUCAGGUCCUGAGCGAAGCUAAGAAACCAAUGGUGGUAGUGGGCAGUUCAAUUCUUCAGCGGAAGGACGGUGCAACUAUACACGCUGCAGCCAGCACAAUCGCACAGAAUGUUCGAGUGAGCAGUCAAGUUGGGAAUGACUGGAAGGUCUUGAAUGUUCUCCAAAGGAUGGCCAGUCAAGUCGCUGCUCUGGAUUUGGGAUACAAAGCUGGCGUUGAUGCUAUACGAAAAAACCCACCAAAGGUACUGUUCCUGCUUGGAGCAGAUAACCACUGUGUCACACGACAGGAUCUUCCAAAGGGUUGCUUCAUCAUUUACCAGGGCCAUCACGGAGAUGUUGGAGCUCCCAUGGCAGACGUUAUUCUUCCAGGAGCAGCUUACACAGAGAAGACUGCCACAUAUGUUAACACAGAGGGCCGGGCUCAGCAGACCCAGCUGGCUGUGACUCCACCGGGCAUAGCUAGAGAGGACUGGCAAAUCAUCAGGGCAGUUUCAGAGGUAGCUGGCGUUACACUCCCAUAUGAUACCCUGGAUGAAGUUCGUAAAAGGCUGGCAGAAGUAUCUCCUAACCUGAUCAGCUACGAUAACAUUGAGGAGGCCAACUUCUUCAAACAGGCAAAUGAACUUGCAAAGCUGGUGAAUCAACAGCUCCUUAGUGAACCACUUGUUCCACCUCAGCUUACAAUUAAAGACUUCUACAUGACUGAUCCAAUCAGCAGAGCUUCCCAGACAAUGGCAAAGUGUGUUAAAGCAGUCACAGAAGGAGCCAAGGCGAUUGAAGAGCCUUCCAUCUGUUAAUACAGAAUAAAGUAAUCACAAAGUUAUCUGUACCACACAGCUGCAACUGUGUUCUGUGUAACCCAUACAAUGCUGGCCUCCUAUGAACAAUGAAUGUAAUCCUGGCCAGGGAUUGAAAACAUUAUAGCAAACUUUUGUGUGGCUCUCUUUGGAGAAAUUAUUCUUUUGUGCCUGUCUGGUUCCAUCACGUCACUGUAAAGUUAACAUCUAUUAAUGUAAAGUAAUAUAAACUACUGCAAUAAAAUAGUUUUAAUACAAUGCUUGGGCUGGGUAAUAAGCUUGUGAAUUUGAAUACACUGACUCUUUUUGGUCAUAGUGAUUGUGUAAAUGUUUAUAAAACCUUCCACUGAUAGCAGUUCUUUCAUUGUCUUAUUCUCAGCUAUAUGUUAUAUAAAUGUGUACUACCAAAGUGAGGGAAGGCCAUUGAGAUAACUUCUUCAUGCAAGUGUAUAUAAAAUAUCCUGCAUCAAUUGUAA
This is a messenger RNA of Callorhinchus milii (elephant shark), 2773 nucleotides long. It is a transcript of the gene ndufs1, whose product is annotated as NADH:ubiquinone oxidoreductase core subunit S1. Gene Ontology annotation, molecular function: NADH dehydrogenase (ubiquinone) activity; iron-sulfur cluster binding. Bases 93 to 2297 code for a protein of 734 amino acids. Lineage: Eukaryota; Metazoa; Chordata; Chondrichthyes; Chimaeriformes; Callorhinchidae. Gene Ontology annotation, cellular component: membrane. The record is from RefSeq and is a predicted model, not a curated record. Gene Ontology annotation, biological process: ATP synthesis coupled electron transport. The transcript has 19 exons.